This is a messenger RNA of Bipolaris sorokiniana ND90Pr, 756 nucleotides long. RefSeq lists its product as uncharacterized. The transcript is spliced from 2 exons. Bases 1 to 756 code for a protein of 251 amino acids. The record is from RefSeq and is a predicted model, not a curated record. Lineage: Eukaryota; Fungi; Ascomycota; Dothideomycetes; Pleosporales; Pleosporaceae.
AUGCCCAUAUGGGAUCCCCUCGUCCCAGCUGAGCGGGCUAUUCAGCGCGGUCUGGCGCGUCUUCCGACAGCCGUGAGCCAUUGGUUCGGGUAUCGACCACAGACCUUACCACCAUCCCGCACGUGGCUUGUCUGCUUGUGGGGAUUCAUCGGCGCUUUUUGCGGACUCAGUACCAUCUUGGCUAUUUUCGGACAUACAGACUACUUCAGAAGCCGUGCUGUACCACCUAUUAUCGCUUCAUUUGGUGCCUCAGCAAUUCUCUGCUACGGCGCCAUUGAUGUGCCUCUUGCUCAGCCACGUUCCCUGGUCUUUGGCCACUUUUUCAGCGGCCUAAUUGGCGUCAUCAUCGCCACAAUUUUCCAGUUUGAUCUCGAAUCCGAGCCUUUCCCUCGUCUCCAAUGGCUCGCAGCUUCACUCGCAACAGCCAUUGCCUUGGUCAUCAUGCAUCUCACAAAAACAACCCAUCCGCCUGCAGGCGCAACAGCACUGCUUCCCUGCAUCGACCCGCACAUCUGGGCUCUGAGGUGGUACUACCUACCCGUGUUGCUACUAAGCUCGACUAUAGUGCUGGUGAGUGCGGUGCUUUUGAUGAACGUGCAGAGGCAGUAUCCAAAGUUCUGGGUUGCGCAGAUUCCACCAGCUGCGGAAAAGAAGGAAAAGAGCGUGGUCGAGAAGAAGACGAAUGCGUUGAAUGAGGGCUCGGAGGCUGAUAGUGCGCGGGAUACACUGCAAGAUAUGGAAAGAGGACCUUUGUGA